AUGUUGGAUGUGUUGGAGGGUUUUAAGCUGUUUUUGAAGAUAGACCUUCGAAGUGGCUACCAUCAUAUUGGCAUCAAGCCGAGUAAUGAGUGGAAAACAGCGUUAAAAAACAAAGAUGACUUGUACAAGUGGCUAUUGAACCAAGGAAGAACAUUUGGAGCAUUUGAAAUAGUUCCUUCGCGUUUUGGUGGAAAACGAACUUUUCAUGAACCUGAAGAAGUCACCAUUACCGCACCCAUCAUUAGGUGUUUGAAGCAGGGAAAAUUUCAGUGGGCUGAUGAGCAAGAGAAGAAUUUCGCACUUAUUAAGCACAAAUCACUAGACCUUGGAGUUCCUCAACAGUCAGAAAUUCGUGAGCAAGAUGCAUAUAGGUGGAGUACCUUCAUGCAGAAAUUCCCUUUUGUGAUCAAACAUAAAUCAGCCACCCUUAACUGUGUGGCAGAUGCCUUGAGUGGAAGAGCGAACAUGCUAGUUGCCAUGGCUCAAGAGGUUGUGGGAUUUUAG
Messenger RNA from Prunus armeniaca (apricot), 504 nucleotides. The record is from the annotation of a GenBank genome assembly. NCBI's taxonomy places the organism in Eukaryota, Viridiplantae, Streptophyta, Magnoliopsida, Rosales, Rosaceae.